AUGCUCACUCGCCCCUCCGCCUUCCGCCUCGCCCAGCGAGUUAGCGUCCCCGCCGUCCGGUCGAACCCCGUCCGCUCCGGCCUGCUCCAACGCCGCUUCACCAGCACCGAGCAAAGCGGCCCCGUCCUGCCUGACAAUGCCUUUAACCGUGAGAGAGCUGCCGUGAAGGCCCAUGCUGCCGCUACCAGUGAUUUGUGGCGGAAACUUUCUAUCUACGGAGUGAUUCCCGUCGUCAUCCUUGCGAGCAUCAAUGCGUGGAAUUUGUGGAAUGAGCAUUGGGAGCACUGGGACCAUAUGCCGCCCUUGGAAGAGCGGGUGGAGUAUCCCUACCAGAAUGUCCGCACCAAGAACUAUCCUUGGGGAGAUGGUGAUAAGACCCUGUUGUAA
Paracoccidioides brasiliensis Pb18 is the source of this 387-nucleotide messenger RNA. Its product is annotated as cytochrome c oxidase subunit VIa. Bases 1 to 387 code for a protein of 128 amino acids. Gene Ontology annotation, molecular function: enzyme regulator activity. Gene Ontology annotation, biological process: mitochondrial electron transport, cytochrome c to oxygen. The transcript is spliced from 4 exons. Gene Ontology annotation, cellular component: mitochondrial inner membrane. The record is from RefSeq and is a predicted model, not a curated record.